Penicillium antarcticum is the source of this 675-nucleotide messenger RNA. RefSeq lists its product as uncharacterized. NCBI's taxonomy places the organism in Eukaryota, Fungi, Ascomycota, Eurotiomycetes, Eurotiales, Aspergillaceae. The transcript is spliced from 3 exons. The record is from RefSeq and is a predicted model, not a curated record. Bases 1 to 675 code for a protein of 224 amino acids.
AUGAGCAGAGGAGACAACACAUAUUGUGUGGAUCACAUCUCGGUCCCAGACCUGACAGCGGCUCUGACCGGCCAGGAUGCCGUGGUCUCGGUCCUGAUAACCAGUGCCAUGGAGACACAGAUCUCGCUGAUUGAGGCCUCAGUGAAAGCUGGAGUGAGGAGGUUCCUUCCCUCCGAGUUCUGUGCGAACAUUAGCAAUCCCAAGGCGGCCAGUUUGCCUGUCUACCACUCCAAGCUCGCGAUACACGAGGUCCCUCAACGGAGGAUUUACGACGGUGGGGCCCGUCCGUUCAGUACAACCACCUUGGCCACGAUCGGCCGGGCCGUGGUGAAGGUCCUGCGUCACUUGAAGGAGACGCGAAAUAGAUCUGUAUUUAUUCAAGACCUCGUCACCACCCAGCAAAGGAUGCUGGCCAUUGCCCAGAAGGUUACAUCGGAUCGCAAAUGGACGCCAACAGAUGUGAGCACGGCCGACAUGGAGAACAUGGCGCGGGACAAAUACGCCAACGGGAUGAACGAUCUGACAGCCUCAAUGGGAUUCUUUUGCCGCUCAGUCUUUGGGAAGGGGUACGGAGGAGAGUUCCAGGAGGUGGACAAUACAUUACUCGGCAUAUCGUUGAAGACGGAUGCUGAUCUGGAGGAAUUGAUCCGGGGAGUUCUUUCCGAUGGCCACUAG